CACCUCAAGUCAAAGACUCAUACCAAGAGGAAGGCAGAAUUUGAAGAGCAGAAUGUGAGAAAGAAGCAGAGGCCCCUAACUGCAUCUCUUCAGUGCAACAGCACUGCGCAAACAGAAAAAGUCAGUGUUAUCCAGGACUUCGUGAAAAUGUGCCUGGAAGCCAACAUCCCCCUGGAGAAGGCUGAUCACCCUGCAGUCCGUGCUUUCCUGGCUCGCCACGUGAAGAACGGAGGCUCCAUACCUAAGUCAGACCAGCUGAGGAGAGCUUACCUGCCUGACGGGUACGAGAAUGAGAAUCAGCUCCUCAACUCCCAGGACUGCUGACCAGGAGGUUACACCGUGUGAUCAAGAUAAACAAUGUGGAGUAUUAAAGUUAUGUGUUGAUUGUGUGGUUCAUUUUUAUAUUUAUUUCAUUUAAAAUCAUGUGAUGGCAGAGUAGUUUUGCAUUGUGUAUAUAGUUGCAGGCAAAAAAAGGCUUCACUGCAGAACUUGCUAAUUUUAGUCACCAGUGGUUUAAGUAAAACUUAGGGAUAGAGUGUGCUAGGAUACCUGAAACCUGAUGGUUAUCUUUAAAAUUGAUGGGUUUCUCCUGGGAUGUUUCUGCAUGGAAAAGAUUCCAUGCUUUUUUUAACCCCUUGUGAGAUUAUUUAAUUAUCUGGAUUGAAGACCAGUGUGGAAAACUGAAGCUGCUACCAGGCAAUACCACCCAGAGUAAGGAACUUAAUGAAAUUAUUCUGAUUAGAGGAGCCUCUUCAAAAUGGAAGAGGAGGGCCAAGGGGACAGCUCAGCAGCAUGAGUGCCUGCCUGGCAUAAGCAAGGUCCUGAGUUCGAUCCCUGGUACUGCAAAAAGGAAAAAAAGGAAGAGGUGAUGGGAAACUUAUUAUAUAGCAGAAAUGACUUAUUCCAAAGUAUGUUUCACUUGUGUUUGAAAUAGUUAACCUAACCUUCAGUUCCUCACUGCCUUUUUUUAAAAAAAGUCUGUUUUAUUUAGUAGCAGCUUCAAGUGACCAAAAGACUAACAUCUUUCAAUGUUAGUGCCAAAAUCCACAGGGAAUUUUGCGGUGACAAAAUAUGUAUCUUAUUAUAUAUACCGUUUUGAAACAUUGCUUUCAUUUUAAGCAUUUUCUUGAAUAUGCAGUUUUUUAAAUGUCUUUGUGUCACUUCAGACAAGUUAAACAGUCAUUUUCUGGUU
Octodon degus (degu) is the source of this 1192-nucleotide messenger RNA. RefSeq names its product CGG triplet repeat binding protein 1 (gene Cggbp1). Gene Ontology annotation, biological process: regulation of transcription by RNA polymerase II. The transcript has a single exon. Gene Ontology annotation, molecular function: double-stranded DNA binding. The annotation marks the transcript as partial. Gene Ontology annotation, cellular component: nucleus. The record is from RefSeq and is a predicted model, not a curated record. NCBI's taxonomy places the organism in Eukaryota, Metazoa, Chordata, Mammalia, Rodentia, Octodontidae.